AUGCAAGUAGACGCAGGAAGAAGACCAUAUUUGACGGGAAAAAUAAAACUUUCUUGGCUAUUCUGGAGAACGCUUCUCGCUAAUGUCUAUUUAUGCUCGCCCCUUCUCUACGUCCCUCAGAAUCUACCACGUAAAGGAGGUCCUGAAGCUACACGAGAAAAGGGAAAAGAUUUGAUAACAUCUCAUGUUAACCGGAAAUCUUCCCAAUCUUCAUCGAUUUGGUUUUCGAUUCCCUGCUGGAAUGAAAUGGGAUUAAUGGAAGAAUCGGAUGUGUUGAAAAACUGCAUAUUAACGUGGACAGGGAAUCAAGGAAAUGCUCCCAUUCCAAGUUCUAUUUUUUUUCUUAGAUAUCCAUCCUCUCGUUAG
Molecule: messenger RNA, 366 nt
Organism: Necator americanus (New World hookworm)
Lineage: Eukaryota; Metazoa; Nematoda; Chromadorea; Rhabditida; Ancylostomatidae
Exons: 3
Coding region: 1-366 (121 amino acids)
Source: RefSeq, a predicted model, not a curated record